This is a messenger RNA of Centropristis striata (black sea bass), 1280 nucleotides long. RefSeq names its product protein Bouncer-like. The transcript has 2 exons. Bases 577 to 975 code for a protein of 132 amino acids. NCBI's taxonomy places the organism in Eukaryota, Metazoa, Chordata, Actinopteri, Perciformes, Serranidae. The record is from RefSeq and is a predicted model, not a curated record.
AAAAACAAAUGUAACAGCCGGCCAAAGUCUGACACCAAACUGAAGCUGCUACUGAGAAUGAUCAAAGGCAAAAUAGAUAACACCAACAUCACUAAUGUUCUUAGAGAGGAGCUAUGGGAUUCAUGUGCAAAUUACACAUCAUCAGGGAGCACCGAGUCACCUACCACUGCAUCAUAGAGGUGCUCAUAGGAGGCUGAGGAGAGGCCUGCCAGCCACAGGUGCUUAUCUGAGUCUCCAAAAGGUCGCUAACAUUCAAUCAAGUGUUUGUGAUAGUUUGUAUUUUUACUAAAUGAAUGUGUGUGGGAUUAUAUUUUUGCUCCGGAGAGAAAAAGGUGGAUUUGUCAGCCAUCCUCCUGGUACAAUGCUGACAUUAUUUAUGUGGUUACUGAUGAAUUCAGCAAAAUAAAAGUACCAUGAUUAAGCCUCCCACUUGGUGCAGUUCAUUUGUGUAGAUUUCACCAGCAGGUGUGCUGGGAGGCGUGGUCUGUGCAGGAGGAUCUGGAGUCAGUGGUGAGAUUAGAGUUCAUCAGGAGAAACUCUGAAAAGUUUUUACUGGAAUACAAAUAUUUUACAAAAAUGUGCAGGUCGAACAUGUCGCAGCUCCUGCAAGUCGUUGUGUUGUGGCUCUACCUCCUCCUGCCCUCGCUGCUCUGUGACAACCUGCGCUGCUACUACAGCCCCAUUCUGGAGAAGGAGAAGAAAUUUGAGUUCAUUGUGACGGAGUGCCCUCCUGAGGAGCUGUGCUUUAAGGCCGAUGGUCGCUAUGGCAACCACAGUGCGCUGUCGGCCAGGGGCUGCAUGGCGAAGAGAGACUGCAGCCAGGUGCACAGCCUCAGGCUCAAGGGAACCGUCUACACCAUGAGCUACAGCUGCUGUGAUAAGCCGUACUGCAACUCCUGCCCAGGCGUCACAUCCACAUCCCUCUACAUCACUGCAACACUUCUGACUGUCGCUGUGACGGCUGGCAGAUUGUGACUAAAGACACUUGAUGCGCUUUGUCGUGAGCAUCUUUAGGGGUUCAUGUCAAAAGAGGAGGGGAAGGGUGUUUAUUUGUUUCAACAUCAAGUGAGCAGUGCUCGGAGACAUCUCUGCAGCCUCAGCAUGGAGUAAUGCAGAGCGCCUGCAGCAGUUUGUGGGGAACACCCAGUCUGAAGACACUGAGGUGUUACACCAGGGCGAUGGCAGAGAUUUUAACCUAUUCUUUUACAGUAUUUUGGUGACAAAUCAGUUUUAUAAUGUUUUCAUUUCUAUAAAUAAAUGUUUCUAUGCUCUUAUGGAUA